Alligator sinensis (Chinese alligator) is the source of this 2394-nucleotide messenger RNA. RefSeq names its product FAST kinase domains 2 (gene FASTKD2). The record is from RefSeq and is a predicted model, not a curated record. Gene Ontology annotation, cellular component: mitochondrial matrix; ribonucleoprotein granule. Lineage: Eukaryota; Metazoa; Chordata; Crocodylia; Alligatoridae. The transcript has 12 exons. Bases 206 to 2191 code for a protein of 661 amino acids. Gene Ontology annotation, molecular function: RNA binding. Gene Ontology annotation, biological process: mitochondrial RNA processing; regulation of mitochondrial mRNA stability.
CUUAGCAACGCGCCGCAAAGCGAAAGCCGGCGAGUGAAGAUUGUCCCCUACUCCGCGCCGUCCUCUCGCGAGACGCGUUGCGGGUAUGUGAUGAGGAAGCGCAUGGCGACUUCUCCGUGGAAGGUCUGUGUUUACUGCUAUAAUUUCAUCAAGACCCCUAUGUUCUAAGCUGGCGUUUGAAAACUGCUAACAAGAAACUAACAGGAUGAAUAAUAAAGUUGUUUAUUUGAUAAGGACAGUGAGAUACUGUGGUGGUUUCAGAUUUAGACCUACGACGACAUAUAUGUUGGGGACCAAUAAACGUAAGAGUGCCAUACAAAGUACGAACCUAAAGAAAGUCCUGGUAAAUAUUCCUCCUUCCUGGCUUGAAUCUCAUCUCCAGUUUCCACCUCAAGAGACACGUGACUUUAGUACAGAAGUUGCCAGUGUCAAUGAAGAGAGAGCUAGAAAGACUGAGGUACAUAAGGAAAGCUCUACGAAUGCUUUGGAUGGUAUAAAAGAGAUUGCAGGUGAUGAAAGGAAUUUGCAAAUGGAGGAUAAAAGUCAGGCCCAACUGUUCUUUGAUGCUCUUGAGACGUGCAAGACUCCCUGUGAUGUAUUAGACCUACUUACAAAGUUUGAUCAUUCCUGGAAGUUUAUUGCUUACAGUUUCACUGCAAUGUGGAGACUCAUCAAAAAGAUGCCUGCAUAUAGCCAGACUUCUGAAAAACAGCUGAUAUUUGAGCAUCCUGCCUUUGCUCCGGCAUGUCAGUAUCUGUUGGAGCAUACUGUGAACGCUUGGAGAGAGGACUUGGUGUACAGCCUGCAUGCUGCAUUUAAACUAGGAGUUCCCCAGAACUCGCUGCUAAUUCAGACCUUGUUGAGGGUCUGUCAGGAGCAUCUCAAUGAACUUAAUGACAAGUGUCUUUCGAUUCUGAUGUUUACCAUAAAAAGCAUGAAAAAAAGCAAGAAUAUAGAUGCCCUUCAGUUGGAAUUACAGAUGGUGAUGGAGCAACGGAUUCCAGAGAUCAGGAACAUUGAUCUUUUGCAAACCAUAAUGAAGCAUUUUGGAAAAGAUGCCCCAGGGUUUCUCAAAAAGGCAUUUGAGAAUAACGUUUUGGAAAAGUUGCAUUGUUUGACUUCAGAAAAUGCUCGAUGUAUGUUUAACACACUGGCUGUGGUGAAUUACACAUCUAUUCCAAUCCUAGAUAGCUGCAGUAAGAAAAUGGUUGCGACUAUCCAUGGUACUCAAUUUAAGCAGUUAAACCGUAUUCUGCUCGCUUGCUGUAUUCUCCACUACAAAAAUGUAGAAAUGUUUUCAGCCAUAGAAAGCUAUGUGACUUCAUUCAUCAAUAUGUGGAGCAUUGAACAGCUUAUUCUGUUUCUGUCUGCCUUUGAAAUUCUUCGCUUUCGACCCACUAAAUUGAUGGAUAUUGUGGCUGAGAAUGUGAUAAAGUAUCCUGAAUCCCUGAAUUUGAAGGAGCUUAUGAUAAUUUUUCGGGUGUAUUCACAUCUCAACUAUGUUCCCAAAUGCCAGGAUCAACAGUUCUUUGAGGCCCUCAGUUGCUCCUUGAGUACAUACCUCCCUGGGAUUUAUAAUGCAUCCUUGCUGCGAGCAGUGUAUUCAUUCUGCAUUCUAGGAUAUCAUCCUCAAGCUGCACUUAAUCACCUCAUGCAAAAGGAUGUCCUCAGUGACCUUCUAAAACCAGAUGAUCUUAACUUAAAAUUCAACGAAAUGAUGCUGCACGCAGUGUAUGUGUGUUUGAAAGUUGAUGGGCAUUCAUUCAGCAAGCCAGCAUUCGUAUUGCAGACGAAAUCCUCCUUCCCCAUAGCUAUGAAACCCAUCGAGGUUCAGGAGGUACUGCAGGCAAUUCUAGGAGAUAAGAGCAUGUUUCGCCAUAAAGUGCAGCUGGAACAUGGUUACAAGGCUGAGUUUGAAAUAAAACUGGAUGCAGAAAGAAAGAAGGUUCUCCCUGUAACAGAAACAGAUGACCCUGCAGAUUUAAAUGUUCAAAGAAUCAUUUUUCUCUAUACUUCUGAAUCUGAUUUUUGUUUGGACAUGUGUCCCCGAGGGACCCUGGCAAUGAAAAUGAGGCAUUUAAAAGCAUUGGGAUAUCGUGUGAUUCUGUUUUCUCAUCCAAAAUUCCAGAAAUUGGGGAAGGAGGAAGCAGUUGAGUUUUUGAAGGAAAAAAUUUAUUCAGCAGAUAAUUAAUCUGUAAAUUUAUUUUGGACAUAGAAAAACUAUUAAAAUGAAAGGAAAAUAUUCUAAGAAGAAAAAUGUCUGGUGACACAGCAGCCUGAAGACAUUUUUAAAUUCAACUCUUUGUAUUGGUUUGAACUCAGUAAUACAAGCAGAUACUUUCAAAGCAUAAAUGUAUUGUGAAAUAAUGUAGAAUAAACCUUUGAAACCAGUAA